GAUAAAAUUGGAAGAAAAUAAAAUUAUAAAGUUUUGCAUUAAAAUAUGCGAAAAAGAGUUGAUUUAAGAUGAGAGAAAAUAAAGAAGUUACAAAAGUGGCAAAAGAAGAGCAUUCAAGUAAAAAGUGAUUCAAUUAAGUUUAGGGAUUUUGCGAAUGUAACAAAAAAAGGGUUGCAAAAAAGUUUUCUCUUCAGUUGUGAUAAAAAGAAUGAAACACAAAAAAUAGAAAUUCAUUGAAAUUCGUAGAAAAAUGCCUAGUAUAAAAGAAAUAACUCUUACCAUCGCAUGGAUCCUGCUCGGUACUGGUUUAUCCAAUACCACAGGCAACAGUUUAGAUCCGGCUCCGGGUCGCAGUCCCGGACCUCCUUCAGCCAAAAGCUCUCCGCCCAUCUUUACGGAUUUCGACGAUGAUGUCAGUCACGAGGUUGAGGCGGCUCGACGAAUGGCAACGACUCUCUUUCCGCCGCCAGCGACACCCACAAAACACAACGACAACGACGACGACGAAGAACAAAGGCAACAACAACAGGUACAUGCUGCCAAUAUGUUGCGAAUGAUGAUGAUGUCAACGACGAGCGAAACAAUGCGAGCGACGGAAAAGACAACAAAAGAAAGAGUCAUCGCUGUGGGCGAUACACCGAUUGUUACUUUACAGCAAAAUUUUCACCGGUCGUCGCCACUUUCGACGUCGACGUCGUUGUGUAAUAAAAGCGAACCAUCCUUCAUGAAAGCCGAUGACAAAAUUGUACGGAUCAGCAAUGACGAUGCUGACGAUGCCGUACAACUUGACGUCAUGCAUGACGUCUUUGAAACGAAUCCGACAACAACGAAUCUCGUCGCUGGAAUCGUGUACAAAGUUCAACUAGCACAACCAUCAUCCGCAAAAAAUAUCGAAAAUUUUUACGUAGAAUCUUUCGUAGAGAACCAAAUUCCGCGUGGCACGUUUUGGGAUGCCAUUACCGUAAUGGAUUCGCCGAAGCCAAAAUCCGAUACGCGAUUUUAUCGGUCAUCAGCUUCGUCGUCGUCGUCUCAUUUCGACGACGUGGAAUGGCUUGCGCCGCCCCCGCGUCGAAAAGUUGAUAAGAAUCUCAACAAGCUCGAGCAUCAGCUCAAACAAAAAUCGCCGUUGCCUAGCACCGAAGAGGAAAAUAUCAUUCACACGAAGUUACAUGAAACAACGAAUGUGGGAGACGAAGAAGAAGAGUCCUCUAUAAGAUUUAAAGUAGAUGAUGAUAAAAAUAAUAAUAACGAGGAUUGUGAUAAUAAUAAGAGGAAAAAUGUAUGGCGGCACGUGGAGAUGUUUGAAGCGGGAAAUGUUUUGAGCAGAAAUUGGUCCUUAUCUCUGCACGAAAUGGCACUUGAUACGCAGCAAUUUGAGCAGCAAGACGACAAGCAGCAACAAGAAGAUGUUGUCACUGUUUAUUUUAGACUUCUGUAUCGCCGCCUUGGUGAGCAACAAAUCGUCUACGAGCAGAUUUUCCGUCGACAGUUACAGAAAGAUUGUGUCGUCAAGCUGCGCGAUCUGAGUGGCGACGUGGAUCAAGCUGAUCUUCCGCAUCGUUAUCGACGAUGUUCCAUUGUCUUUCCAACGCUCUACCGUGAGGAGCAACGCGCCGAAACGCCACUUCCGGGCCUCUUGGUCCAAUUAACGCGCCUCAAUAUCCCGUGCGACAGUGAGAGUGCAAUCACGUUUAGUAGUAGCAAAAGCAGUAGUAGUGAAAGUGAUGCCGCGAAACGAAUUUGCGGCAAAUUAGAGGAAUACAGCCUCGACGAACGAACGUUCUACUUUAAAGUGCACACAAAUACGUCAAUCCAGUUACAUGGAAGUCCAUUUUUUCGUUUUAAUUACAAGCUAGUCGACUAUUGCUACAACGUAACAUUAAGUGAUAAGAAUAAUACAAUUUUUCUACAACCGCAACAAAUUAGCUUAGAGUGUAAUUUUAAAAUUCAUCUGCCCUAUGGCAAUCGCAUCUCGUUCAACUUAGUUACGAACAACAACAACAAAAACAGCAUUAACAAUCACAAAUCCGUGAUAACGCAGGAACGAAUCGAACUGAAUGACGAGCAACGCAUCCUGUGUCGCGAAAUGUCGAACCAAUGUACGCCGGGCGAACUUCGCAUCCAGAUUCUCGAUGCCGAGUACAAAGCUUGGUGCAAAUGCGUUAACGUCAAACAGCCACCGAAACUCUACGUCUUAAUAUCUAGUGAUAAUAUUUUAGCAAUACAUGUCGUUAAAGUAGGUAGUAAUAACGCACAAUUUGCCGCUGCAGCCCUUGUCGCUUCCGACGCGGAACCAUCUCUCUACAUUGAAUACAAUGCGAUGCCGAUCGAACCAAUCACAUCACCGAAAUGUGCCUUUGGAUGGGUGAAUGUCAACAACAAGUUUUGCGUGACGGCGAUGCAGCAACAGCCGCUCACGUGGGAACAAGCAGCAAACGAAUGUGAAGAAAAGGGCGCCAAACUAGCAGGAAUCCGUUCGGAAAGUGACCAAAGUGUCAUUGACAACAUCAUUCUCAAGAGUCCCGGAUACAAAGACAGUUCGGCUUAUUGGAUUGGCGCCACGGAUAAACAUUCCGAAGGUUAUUUUCGGUGGAUUGAUGGCCUUCCGCUGAACUUUAAAAAUUGGUUCCCUGGAUGGCAGCAACACAAUUAUUAUAAUCGUCAACCGAAUGACGAUGGACUUACCGGAGAGGAUUGCAUCGAGAUCCGAAGAUUGUUUCAUACGCCUCCUUCGGACAUCAAUUCUCCAAAUCCGCUGCUCAACACGUACAUGUGGAAUGAUCGCAAUUGUGAGGCGAAGAAUUUUUUUCUUUGUGAAAUGCCGAUCGCUGAUGAAACGAGUUCCAUGGACUGGAAAGACGAAUGUAACAAGACAAUUUUCUUGUCAAAAGAGCAUCCGAGAACAUCUGUAUGGAGUCCCGCUUUCCCGAAGCACUAUCCAGACAACUUUAACUGUUUGACCUUGAUAUUCGCGCCAACCGGAUAUCGGUUAGUCAUCGAUUUUGAAGAACUUGUCGUUGAAAAUGAACCAACUUGUGGUUACGAUUUCGUCGAAGUUUUUGAACCGCAUCCCAACAACUCGAUCUAUAUCAAAUCUCCGCUCGGUAAAAACGCUUAUGGACGUCUUUUUGGCAACAUUCGCCACAGCCGUUCCUACCUUCAAAACGAGUUUUUUCUUUCGCGAAGCUUUCUAAAAUUUGACGAUGAUGAAAAUGAAGCGAUCAAUAUGCAAUCUUACGCGAUGUCUCAUGCGGAACCCGCCCAGUUCAUCUUUCGCGGUAAACUGUCACGAAAAAUGUGCGGCGAUUGGAGUGCAAAACUAAAACUACUGCGAUAUGUGAGUCAAGGAACUGUCAUGGGCAUUCAUUUUGUCUCAGAUUACUCACAUCACUUCAGUGGCUAUAAGGCAAAAAUUACUAUGGAAAGUGGCAACGCAGAUUUCCGUGUGGCAUCGGAUUGCAUGGAUGAAAGGUUUAUUCCGUACAACGGAUCUUGCUUUCUGUUUGUCUUCUAUCCGGAAGUUGAUUGGUUGACGGCACAAAAUGCAUGUCGCGGCAUUGGAACGCAACUUGCCUCGAUAUCGUCGAAGGAGGAGGAGAAUUUUGUCGUGAAUGCCAUUCGGAAUAGCUUGGAUUUUUCGCCGCAAGCACUGUAUUGGGUAGGAGGCGAGCUGGCGGAGAACGGGAAGUUUGAAUGGGUCGAUGGAAGUGAAAUGAAGUUGAAGGGAAUCAUGUCGGCACAAAUACCGUCAAUUGAAUCAGAACAAAUUUGUUUGGGACUACAGACAAAAGCAUCAAUCGGAGCAGGGCUUCAUUGGACCUCAAAGGCAUGUAAUGCGAUAGGAGGUUACAUUUGCAAGCGAAAUGCGACAGCGAAUCACGAAAAAGUAGUUGAAAACAAGACCAUUAGUGAUAGUUACGGUCGUUUAACGUCGCCAGGAUAUCCAAAUCAAUAUCCGGUGAACACGGAUUACUGGGUGACAAUUUCCGGUCCAGCGAACAGCCGAAUAAUUUUGCAAUUUCAAAAAAUUGACAUUGAGACGCAAGAGGAGUGUUUAUACGAUUACAUUGGCUUGGGAAAUGUCGAUUCCGUGCUCCAUAGUUACGUGGUAGCUGGGACUUCGUCAACCAUGGGGAACAUAAGUGAAGCUGAUACGACAGCGACAAGUGCGGAAGACAUUGAUUCAUUGGCGAAUGAGUUCAAGCGCACGAAUAAGGAACGUGGCAAGACGUUAGAUAAUCGGCAGAAGCGAUAUUGGACUCCGAAACACGAAGAAACCUUGCAAACAACCGAAAAAAGUAGCAACGUAGCGAAUAGUAGACGACGAACGGCAACGAGCAACUACACCGUGACUGAAUUUUAUAAAGUAGAUAGUUUGAAAAUUCGUAAUUUCAAGCAUAGCGGCGUGCAAGGAACUUCAUCGACCAUCAAUUCAAACGAUGAAAAUACCGUGCUGAGGCUUUGUGGCGCCCACGAAGCUUCAUUCUCGAAAUACAAUUUCAUUUCGCGCAACAACGAGAUGCUGCUGCAUUUUCACAGUGAUUUUUCCAUCACAGCUUCGGGUUUCGCGCUGACCUGGAAUGCCGUUGAUACCGCGGGUUGUCCGUAUCAAACGUUGACAGCGCACGCCGGAUUCAUCAAUACGCCGAAUUAUCCGCAUUUUUUACUGAACAAUUUGGAUUGCACGUAUGUCAUACAGGCGCCGCAUGGCAAACGGGUGUUGAUAGAAUUCUCCGAAUAUGACGUGGUGUCGGGAGCUGAUGUGAAAAUUGACAUCGGAGAUGGACUUUUUAGGCCGUUUGCGCAAAAGAAGCAGCUGAAUGAUGGGGUUUUCGUGACGAAAGGCGAGAAAAUGGUCAUUCGGAUACAAACGGGAGAACAACCACGCGGAAAGGGAUUUCGAGUGAUCUAUAGAGCAACAAAUUCCGUUGUCGCACAAAAAGUCAUCGAUCUGCAAGACGACACAUUCGGGCGUUUGCAUUAUCUGAACUACCCGCAACCGAUUCCCGUCGAUGUCGACUACACCCAACACAUUAUCGCGCCGUUGGGAAAAAUAAUCCUGCUCGAAAUGCACGGCGUGGCAUUCAGUCGCGAAGGUUGUCGUUACGGCAGCAGCAUCGAAGUUUUCGACAAUUACGCCGACAACAACGGAACUUGGUGGGAAUUGUGCGAAAUUUCCGAAAUGCCUCAAAAUUCCGCCGAAGCCCCGUCUCUCAACGGACCCAUUCACAUCCGAUCGUAUCUCAACACUUUACAUAUCAGACAAAAGGUCAAAGGUCACAUUGGCGCGAAACUCAAUGCGACGCUCUACGUUCAAACGGACGACACGUACAAAGUGAAGCUACUUGAUGCGGAAGACGACAGCGUGGAAUCUUGCGUACCCAAUCCCUGUCUUUAUGGCGGCCGAUGCAUCACGAAUGGCGAAAAGCGGAAAUGUCAGUGCAAGGGACAUUUUGUGGGGAAAUUUUGCGCCUUGAAUUUUUGCGAAAUUGAGCCUUGCGUUUAUGGGCAGUGCGAAUUGACGCCGAACAGCUUCAAGUGUCACUGCCAGCCGGGGUUUAGUGGCGUGCAUUGUAACGUGAAACAAGAUCCGUGUGCCGAUAAUCCGUGCGAAAGUCGGGGAAAUUGUUCCGAGCACAAAGGAACGUUUCAUUGUCGAUGUCAUGCGUGGUGGGAAGGAAGACGAUGCGAGAAACGAAUGACAAUCCCGUUUAAACCGCUGUCGGAAAGAAUGCUUCAAGAGCCUUUUUGGUUGGGGCUGAUCACAGUUUUUGUCGUUCUUGGGGUUAUUGGGCUUGUGUGGUGUGCCAAACGACAUUUCCCAGAGAAAAUUGAGAAAUUAAUUGCUGAGGAGUCGGAAAGAAAUAGACCAACUCAUGGAUACCACAAUCACCCAUCGCUGCGGGAACAAUUACAUCUCACAUCGCUCACAGUUAACACAACGGCACCGCAAUCCGCAUCCGUUGCCAAUACGCCAGCGCAACAUCGCUCGAUUUUCGGUCGUUUGGGUAUAAGAAAACCAUCAAUCUUAAGCCUCAGCAGCCCACACACUCCGGGAGGCGCAACCGCUAGAACAUUUUCUCUAGACGAUCUUUUGCGGCCUCCUCCGCGACGUACUCCAUCGCCUCGCAAAAAACGAAAUAAUUCAACACCAUCCAAAAAGAGCGCAGUAGAUAAGAAGCAAAUUUUGCAGCAGCUUGUUUCGCCAGCGGCUUCCGGGAGGCCCAAGGUCAGUUUAGACGAGCUCAUCCAUUUAUCGGAACGCAUGAACCAUUUAGCAGAUGCGGAAAGUGAUCCCAACAUCAAAGAAACGACAUUUUCCGAAAGUAGUGCUUCAGCGCCCGCCGUUACCCUUUCGCGCCCCUUUUCCGAUCCAAAAUUAGAGAAAAAAGUGACAUUCGCGCGUCUCUUGAGCAAAGUUUCGCACGAAAUGAGCAGCGGCAGCGAGAUGGAUAUCCGAAAUCAUCAUCAGAAUCACGUCAACGCGAGUCUGCUGAGUAUCCGGAUGGAGCCGCCGCAACGUGCAAAUUCCGUGCCUCCAUCCCCAAGUGCCAAUGACAUCCGUUCGCCGCACAGCACGUCCUCGAAUCAGGGAAGUGCCUCACUUUCGAGCUCGGAAUUGGCACUGGCGGAUCUCGUGUACAAAGAUGUUCGUCCCAAGGGACGUUCAAAGACGACGAGUGCCGACAGCAUCUUGGCAAUGUUUAAAAAUUUCGCGGGAUCAAGUGCUGGCGUGAAUCUCCCGUCGUCAAUUAUUUUCUCGCCAUCGACGACGCCCGAUGAGACUUCUUAUAUUGAUCCGGGCGAUGAUGACACGUCAACGUCGGAAGCUCAUACGCCGAUUAGUUUCUCGAGUACGGCUCCGGAUUCGCCGAUUUUCUAUCGUCAGAGCGCGAUCGAGGUGCCUGUCAUGGAUAACGUGUCGGCGCACAAAGCGACGUCAAAUAGCUCGAAUUUGCUGUGUCCCCCGACAAUUUUGUUGGAAAUUCCGAAUAGUAUCAACAAAUGUCUUUCGCCGAUUCGGGAACUGCCGACUCCGAUGCCAAGUCCCGCAAUUACGCCAAUUAUGCCGCGAGCGCCUUCCCGCCCAAAGUCUCCGAUGGGUGAAGAGACGCUCAGUGUGUCAUUCAGCGACGAAGAUGAAGAUGGCAAAUGCAACGUCACCAUCGACAUAACCUCAAUCGAAAAUGACCAAACAUCAAGCAACGAUUUAAAUCCCUUCAAUUUCAACGCAAUCUCCCCAUACCAAUCGCCAACCACACAAACGCAAACCGACUCUGAAUACUUUGCACGAAGUCAGAAGCCCCAAAAACCCAAAUUGUCGGCGCUAAUUCCCGCAAUUUCAAUUUCCGCCGAAGCAGAUUUCGAAAAAGAUGUCAGUGUGCCCGCUGUGAGACCCACGAAUUUGAUCAUCCCGACGCUGAUGAUUCAGACACCAAGUCCAACGAUGGAACACAAAACGCCUCCGGUAUUAAAUACUCUUCCUGGCUCACCGCCUCCGCAAGAAACAAAUAAUUGCACGUCGACGUCGUCGGACUCAAAAAACUUUGUGUUUCCACCGAGCAAAGCACAGCAGAAAAAACUAUCCCAGCAUCAGAGUGAAACUAAUAAAAAAUCAGCUUCAUUAGAUUUCCCCUUUGUCCCACCAUUAAUCACAAUCACGACAAAUAACGACGAUACCACGACAACUGAGUCCGAUGCGGAUCUCAGCAGCACAGCAAAUACCUCUUCCAGUCACACGACAACCACGACAAGCAGUAAGCCAUCCAUAAUGCUGAGCGCCGACGGGCGUUGUGGCAAUCUCACUGCCGUUGUCGCGGGUCCCUCGUCGACGUCGCUUGCGGUGCCUGGAAGUGCGGGUAUGUGCUAUUUGAGCCCCUUUUCUAUGUGUACGCGCGGCGAUCGGGCGCCCUCCGAAAGUAACUUAAGCAGUAGCGGGUAUUCUAGUAUGGCUAGUCCGGGUCCUUCACGUUGUGGCUCAAGUAAUCCCCUGUUUCCAAGCGAAAUGGAUGACGCAGGAUCAGGUUCACCUGGUUCAGGCACGCACAGUAGUACACAAUCGUCCUCGACACGCAGACACAUACAUACAUCAAUCUUGAAAAAACCCCAAACUCAAGAGAAUAAUCAAAAAUCGGCAGCCGAUCGUGACCAAUUGUACCGUCGCUCCGACUCCGAAACGCUCUCCGACGACCCCCUAAUGGAGUCGAAUGACGAGGGCAUCGGCACGGAUCAUCUGGACGAGAAAAUCGAGGAAGGCAAGAUCAAGAGUGCCAAAGAACUGGAAAAUUACAUCAGCAGCACGGAAGCGCUGCUCGAAACGGAUAAAAAUGCAUUGUUGCCUGACGUGCCGAUUGUCGUCGAAGCACUGCCCCUUGCACAACUGCAACUUCCAUCGAUUGUCAUUCAAUCGGACUCCAUCGAUAAAGCCAUUUCGCCUGUUUCGUCACGCAGCGAGAGUCCCAUAAGUGAUCGAAAUGCCAUGGGAAAAUUCUCAUCUCUCUUCUUCGGAAAAACGGAUCAACAACUGCCAUUCACGGAUUCCGAUGGUUUAUACGAUUUCCCUUCGUCUGAUGGCAAAGGAGGUUCUGCAUCGCAUCAUCGUAAAAGCACUGGGCGUCGACGUGAACGUAAAAGUUCUCGAGCUGGUCUUCUUACAUCUCCAUCAAAAUCAACGGCACAUGUCAAACUAGAUCUAAAUGUAGUUCCGAUUGUUUCGGCAUCAGGCAGUGCUGGAAGCAGUCCUCCCGCAUUUACGCCAGCUUCAGCGCAUCCCCAUCACGUUACGAAAUCCCUCUCCAGUCUAAAUGUCACUCGAAAAAGCCCAAAAAGGAGAUAUCGAUGUCCCAUUGCCAGUAGUUCCUCCUCCGAGUCAUUGUCAUCCACGCUGAAAGAUACGAUGCAUCGCUCAACCAGAGCUUUGAGACUGCUUGCUCGAGAUCAAUCACGUAAGCUGUCACGAGACUCCGAUGAAGAUGUGGAAGAUGCCACUCCAUUGUCCGCCUCUGCGAAACUCAAGAAUAUUCCACACUGUACAGUAAAAUUCACAAAAGUCAAAACGACAGAUGAUGAUGAGAAUGAUGAUGAUGCAAAUUCUUUACGCGCUGCAAAACCACUGCAAGCGCCCACGAGUAAAAUUAGCCGUUUACGUGCCAUUGGACACCAAAUUAGAUUUCUUCGUAGACUCGAAAAAUCCAUUAAAACCCGCACCCAGUUCAUGGCUGUGGCGACUUCCGAUAGCGGACCUGAAAUAGACGACGACGAUUCAUCCUGCAACGAUUCGCCAAAGAUCACGUCGCCACUCAUCAAGCAAUCCAGCGGCGGCGGGGGAGGGGGAGGCACAGCUGCAACUCCGCAAGGCAACAAUCAAAAGCAUAACGUGUUGAUACGGCAAAAAGCUAGUUAUAGAAAUUCUGUAGAUAUUUAA
Messenger RNA from Culicoides brevitarsis, 9424 nucleotides. RefSeq lists its product as uncharacterized. The record is from RefSeq and is a predicted model, not a curated record. NCBI's taxonomy places the organism in Eukaryota, Metazoa, Arthropoda, Insecta, Diptera, Ceratopogonidae. Gene Ontology annotation, molecular function: serine-type endopeptidase activity; calcium ion binding.